AUGGUGCCCCAGCAGUACUGCCUCCGGUGGAAACACCACCACACCAACGUCCAGAACAUGUUCGCGCAGCUGCUGGAAAAAGAACGAUUCUGCGACGUGACCCUGUACUGCUCGCCGAGUUUCGCCACGCAGGUGCCCAAUAAGGACACCGUCGAGCCGCAGAACAUUCGAGGGGUGUCCCUCAGGGCGCAUAGGGUGGUGCUGGCCGCUUGCUCGGAGCUCCUAGGCGCCCUGCUGGGAGCGCACGAGGCCCACGGGGAGCCGGUGCUGGUGAUAGACGGCGCCGAGCCCAGGCACCUGCGCGCCCUCCUCGACUACAUGUACACGGGCGAGAUGAGCGUCCACCACUCCCAGCUGGCCAGCCUGCUGAAGACCGCCGAGGAACUCCGCAUCAAGGGUCUGACGGAUAUACGGUGGAACAACAAGAACGAGCCGCCCGACUGCGAGACAGGCGUUGUCACCGCCACGGCGACUAACCCGGAGGGGGCGGCGGGCGGAGACCAGCGGCCGGUCGAGACCAGACCCGCGGCGGAGACAGGGCGCGCGUCGGAGACCGGACCGGAGACCAGGGCCGACGCCGAGGGCAGGACGGAGGGUAGACAGAGCGAGAAGUUCAACAUUAACGGAGGUCCCCCGCCCCUGAUAAAACUACCCUUGAAGGAGAAAAGCAGUCCAGUCAAGAGGGAAUUUUCCGACAACGACAGUCCCAGUCCUAAGAGGCAGCGGCUCGCUAGCGGUGCCGAGCAUUCCGAAGACGAACUUCGUACACCGAAGACCGAGCACGAAUGGCAGCAUGGAAAUAUGGACAUAACGGCGGAGCGCGUGGUGGGGUGGGGCGCGGGCGAGGUGCCGCCCGGCGAGUGGUCGCGCGACGCGUCCGACGACGAGUGGGCGGACGCGCCGGCAGACAUCGGCUCCUUCCUCAGCACGAGGCUGCGCGUCGACGGCGACAACAGCGCAGAUGAGGAGUCCGACGGCAGCACGGCCCACACCGCCGGUUCAGGGUCCACGGUGACCAACCAGCCGUCGGGUCCAGCGCACACGGAACCCUACACGCUGAUACGUGAGCAAGCGAACACGUCAGGCUCGAAGGGCCAGGUGGACCCGCGCUUCACGGACGUGGUGAAGCUGAACGACUACCUGCAGCACGGGAGGCGGCCCCAGUUCUGGGAGGAGAACUACGUCAAGCGGGUGAUGGAGGCGGUCCGCCUCAAGGAGCUGGAGAUGAAGCAGGCCGCCGAGAUCCUGGGCGUGAGCUACGGCACCCUCUACGGCCGCUACAGGGACGUCUACGGCUGCAUCAACAGGCCAUACCGCACCGCGCGGGACUUCUGGCAGGCUAAGGGCCCCUCGGAGGUGCUGGAGAGGCUGCAGAGGGGCGACAUCUCGCUGGAAGCGGCCUCCAUAGCGCUCGGCGUCAGCUCCUCGAACCUGGCCGCCUACGUGGCAGACCUCGCCGACAAGGAGUUCGAGCCGAUACCGAUCGAGGUGGACCCCUCGCUGAAGAUGAGGCCGAGCGGCUACAGCGGGGCGGCGGCGGCGCCGAAGCCGGCAAGGAAACCCUUGCCGCAGCCCCACGACAAGACAAAAAAGAUCAUGGUCGGCAGCCUUAAUGACGAGGAUCCGACACCGGCCACUGUGAUCUCAACGCACGAUACCAAAAACCCGUACAGCGGCACACAAUCACCGGCCUCCAGCGGGAAGUGGCCCUCGAUCCGCGUCGCCUCGUUGGAGUCCCUGCGCGAGGCGUCCGGCCCCUCGGGCGCGCCCCCCUCGCCCUCCGCCCUCAUGCGCACUCGCCCCGACCUCACCAUCGUGGCCGCGAAGCGCGACCGCCGCGAGGAGGACGUA
This is a messenger RNA of Iphiclides podalirius (scarce swallowtail), 1851 nucleotides long. NCBI's taxonomy places the organism in Eukaryota, Metazoa, Arthropoda, Insecta, Lepidoptera, Papilionidae. The record is from the annotation of a GenBank genome assembly.